AUAGGAUGUACCAUCGAAACGGCCGUAAACUUCUCUUGUUUCAUAUAUUUCUUGUUUGAGAAAUUUGAUUAUUGACUGCGACGCAACCAACCAAACUUCGAAAGACACAAAUCAAAUCUAGAGUAAUCUAUUGGAGAACAGCAGAACGAUGGACAAAAUACCAGCAGUAAAAACUUUCCUCAUUGGGUAUGCUGUGGCGGUAUUUCUAACCAACACGAAUCGUUGGGUUGAAUCCAUUGGGUUUUAUUUUGAGUGCUUUGUAUUAUUGAAUCAACUGUCAGUGAGCAAACCUUCUUCUGUACUGACCAUGAUCGAAGAUGUGAUAUGCCAAAAGUUUAAGAGGGGAGUUCUGUUGCUCGAGGAACGUGGUCUUAAAUUUUAUGACCUCGGUCAGAUCAAAGAAUCAAUCAGCUGCCUAAAAAAGGCAUUGUGCAUCUACGAAAAAGCUGGUCCUAGAUUGAGAGAAGCGUGGUGUCAUUGCCACUUGGGUAGAUCGCUUCACAUUGCGUGCCAGUAUGAAAGAGCUAUGGAGCAUUAUCAAAAGGCUCUUGAUGUAAGUGGACUAUCAAGACAUGAGAAACAAGAACUCGAAGGAAGGGUUUACAACAACAUUGGUGAGGUAUAUAAUGUGCGUGGAAAUUAUGAAAAGGCUCGUCAGUAUUAUGAGAAAGCAUUUAAAAUAAAUAAGGAAAUUGGAAAUGAGAUGCACCAAGCGAUAUACUACAACAACAUGGGAGUAAUGAAUCAUAACUACCUGGGCAAUCUUGAAGUAGCACUUGAUUUCCACGAAAAAGCACUCGAGAUUCGUAAAAGACUUGGACGCAGAAAAGAGGAAGGAACAUCCUAUAACAACAUUGGUGGAGUGUAUGAGGCGCGUGGUGACUACAAAAAGGCAUUGGAAUAUUACGAAAAAAGCCUUGAACUUAGUGUAGACAUCGAAGACAGAGUGUUGGAGGCAAGUAAUCUGUACUUUAUUGGAAAGGUUUCAAUGAUACUCGGUCAGUUGCAAAAAGCCAUGGAAUAUCUUGUAAGAGCCCUUGAACUCAAAUCAGACACAGGUGUCAAAAAGGCUGGAAAUCUCACUGACCUUGGAAGUCUCUACAUGUACAUCGGUGAUUAUGAGAAGGGAAAUCAAUAUCACCAACAAGCCAUUAAACUUUGCGAGGAAUUGGGAGAUCGCGAAAUCAUGGGAAAAUGCUAUCAAAAUGCUAGUGUGCUGCCCAGUUAUCUCGGUGAGAAUGAGAAAGUUAAGAGCUAUUUAGAAAAGGCUAUUGAUAUUCACGAAAAAACUGGAAACAAAGUGGAUCUUGCUAUGGCAUUUACUACAAUCAGUUCUACUUAUAUUUCUGCUGGUCAACACCAGAAAGCAUGCGAAUGUUUACAGAAAGCUCUGAAAGUCAGUGAAGAAAUCGGACACAUCCAAAUAAAGAUAUCAGUUUUAACUGGUUUUGCCCGUUUGAAUUUUCAUCUUGGGAAAUAUGAGCAAGCCAUUGAGCAUGCUGAGGAUGCACUUAAAAUCGCGAAAGAGAUUGGUGAAAAACAAAUGGAGGUGUCUUGUUACGUUCUCCUUGGUAGUGCCUAUUUUACUCAAGGUCACAAAGAGAAAGCAAUCCAGUAUCAGAGCAAAGCACUUGAGUGGAAGAAGGAGAUUGGAAUGGAAAAUCAGUCGCAAAUCAAUCUUCAUUACAUUUUAGGCCAAGUAUAUUCCUCUCAAGGCAACUUCUCGAAGGCAUGUGAAAACUUGCGUGAAGGUAUUAAAAUACACCAAAGAACUCGAUCUUCCCUCAAAGAUGAAACCGACAAGAUUUCAUUGGAUGGUACGAACUGUCCAUGUUAUAAAUCUCUUUCGUGGCUGCUUCUUCGCGAGAGGAAUUUCAACCAAGCCCUUUUUACUCUGGAGCUCGGACGAAGUCGUGCCCUUGUUGAUCUAAUGUCGGAGAGUUACGGAAUCAAAAGGAGUCUUGUUCAUAAAGAAGUAACUCCAGAUGCCCUCCAAAACUUUUUUAAAGAACAGCAAAGGAACUUCCUCUUUAUAGCAACAUUUCGAAUGAAUAGCGAUUUCGCCCUGUGGUUCGUUGACAAAGGCGGAAGUGUAAAAUUCAAACUGGUAAAAAUAGACUUAGAAACCGAGUUAUUCAAAGAAAAUAGUGCCCCCAAAGAGCCUGAAAUGGAUGCCUCUUCAUUGACUUUGGAUGAUCCACACUGCGAAGAUCGUUCAUUGGCUCUGCUGUAUGAAAAUGAUCCAUUUGCUUCACAGGAACAACAGUUAAAACCAAACAAAGGUUCUGUGCAAAUGCAAGUGAAACAAAUCGGAAGCAAAUCAUACAUUGGCCUUUCCUAUACAGUCAAGUACGCUGCCUUAAUUGCUCCUAUUUUUGACCUCAUAGACAGCCCGGAGAUCAUCAUAUCCCCAGAACCCGACAUUUUUUUGAUACCAUUUGCAUCGUUAAAGGAUGAAAAUGGAAAGUACCUUUCUGAAACUGUGAGAGUCCGCCUCAUCCCGUCACUAACGACACUGAAGCUCAUUCACGACUCGGCAGCCAGCUAUCACUCUCAAAGUGGAGCUUUGAUCAUCGGAGAUCCAGCAGUUGGCCCUGUAGAGAUAAAUGGAAGUGUAAAGACUCUAGAUCCAUUGCCUAAAGCCAGAGAAGAAGCGCAGAUGGUGUCAAGAUUGGUAGGAGUGCGCUGUUUGAUAGGAGAGGAGGCCACAAAGGAGGAAGUCUUGAAAAGAAUCCAAGAAGUGAGCUUAGUGCACAUUGCUGCCCAUGGUGAUGAAACCACCGGGGAAAUAGCUCUUGCUCCCAACAGGUCUGUCGUUGGAGUUCCUAAGAUCGGCGACGUCUUGCUAACAAUGAACGACAUAGCUCAAGUUGGUAUCAGAGCCAAGCUGGUGGUACUCAGCUGUUGUCAUAGUGCUCGUGGUAAGAUAUUAAAAGCCGAAGGGAUUUAUGGUAUUGCUCGAGCUUUCCUAGGAUCUGGUGCUCGUUCAGUCCUGAUGUCGCUUUGGGCUGUCGAUGAUGGGGCUACCGAAGCAUUCAUGAAUAUAUUCUACAAGUUCUUGAUCCGUGAGAAACUCAGUGCAAGCGAAUCUCUUCACCAGACCAUGAGAAAGAUGCGAGAGUCAGCACUGUACUCUGAGAGGGAGCACUGGGCUCCAUUUGUCUUACUUGGAGACGAUGUAACUCUCACAUUUUAAGGGGUAAUCAUGCAAGAGGACAAACAUGGAUAUGAUCAUCUCUGAGUCCUGGACCUUGUGCUACAGCGAUGAGGUACAGCCAUGUGAAAGCACCGCUUUGUACUUUACAAUGCUUAGGGCACUCGAAACUGAGUCUGCCAA
Molecule: messenger RNA, 3337 nt
Organism: Pocillopora verrucosa
Lineage: Eukaryota; Metazoa; Cnidaria; Anthozoa; Scleractinia; Pocilloporidae
Source: RefSeq, a predicted model, not a curated record